GAGUGGAAACGAUGCCGUUUGCCUUUUCUUUUAGAUGACAUUGCAUUUUCUCCUAGCUUCAGCAGUGAGAAAGUAAGAAGAACGCUGUAGAGAGAGGGAGAUCCAAACAAGAGAAAUAAAAGAAAUGAGCGUAGCAGCAGCGGGCUACCUGGCUCGAAGAGCAGCACAGAAGGAGAGAGUGAGGAUCCUCUACCGCCGUGCUCUCAAAGACACUCUUAACUGGGCCGUCCAUCGCCACCUCUUUUACGAAGAUGCCGAUCUUCUCCGCGCGAGGUUCGAGAAUAACAAACACGUGGAAGAUCCGGAUACAAUCGAUAGAAUGAUAGCAGAUGGCGAGGCGCAAUAUAAUAAGUGGCGCCAUCCUGAUCCUUAUAUUGUUCCUUGGGCUCCUGGCGGCAGCAAGUUCACUCGGAACCCAACACCACCUGAAGGGAUUGAGAUAGUAUAUAACUAUGGCCGAGAAGAUAAUGACUAAACACCUCUUUUUUUCACAUGCAAAAAUAAAGAUUGAGGUGAUCUAUGAUUGCUCCAGAAAUCAAAUCCAGCAUCCGCUUUGUGUAAUUCAAGUCAAGGCAGAUAGUGGACAUUGUUGUGGUUCUCAUUUUUCACUGUUAUGUAUUUUGUUUUUUCUCUGAACAUAUAUUUGUGUCCUGCAAGUACCCAAGUAUUCAUGAGAUGGUGCAUAACUGGAUUGAAAACGAAUCCUUCAAGUGAAUAAUAACUUUUUUUAAUA
Populus nigra (black poplar) is the source of this 733-nucleotide messenger RNA. Its product is annotated as NADH dehydrogenase [ubiquinone] 1 beta subcomplex subunit 9-like. The transcript is spliced from 6 exons. Bases 125 to 475 code for a protein of 116 amino acids. Gene Ontology annotation, biological process: mitochondrial electron transport, NADH to ubiquinone. NCBI's taxonomy places the organism in Eukaryota, Viridiplantae, Streptophyta, Magnoliopsida, Malpighiales, Salicaceae. The record is from RefSeq and is a predicted model, not a curated record.